AGUUAAGACACACACACCCACACUAACAGGCACACAGACAUACACAUACAGGCAGGCGCGCACAGCACACGUCGUGCCUACAGCAGAGCAACUUUGUGCACUGGAGGUUCACGGAGACACAAACUGGUCUGCAUAUACAGAUACAUAUCUAGUGUUUUAAGAGGACAGGAGGACAGCGUGGAAGUGAGGGACAGACAGGAGCAGGAGCAAGCAUCUAAAUGGCCAACAUUGUGACGUCGGUGUGCUACGUGGUGCUCGCAGCUGUGGUGGUGGUGUAUGCCCAGCGACGUGGCCAGCAAGGAGGCAGGAUUCAGUAUGGGAGGAUCGACAGCAAUGUGACAAUGCAGUGUGGCUCUCUGGACAAUGAUGCCUCAGUGACGUGGAAGGUGAACGGGACAGAUGUGAAGGCCAAGCGGAGGGAGGAAGGGCCACGACUUAUCCUCUUGGAGGUGGACAUGAGUAGCAACGGCCUUUACAGCUGUUUCCAGAAUCCUGACGGCCAAAGGCGAGACCAGAUCACGUUUCGCAUCGGACUUCCUCCGAGGGAACCGCAGGUGACGUGUCGAUCAAACACGUACCCCAAGGGCUUCUACUGCAGUUGGCACCUCUUGCAUCCCACAUACAUCCCUACUGAAUUUGAAGUCGACGUCCAACACAACCAGAAGUCUCUAGAAGUGAAGAGGGACGACAUCCAUAAGAACAGAUGCCAUGUGAAGUUUCCUGAGCUCUUCUCUAGUUAUCCUUACCAAGUCAACGUCACAGCAAUCAACGAGCUCGGGAGAGCAUCCACGGCAAUCAGCUUCGAGGAGUCAAACAUGGUGAAACCAGAUCCUCCAGAGAAGGUGGUGGCCAGACCCAUUCCUAACAACGCACGCAGGCUUGAGGUGACCUGGAACAGCCCAUCCACAUGGCCAGAUAUCGAGUCCUUCCCUCUGAAGUACUUCCUGCGUUAUCGUCCGCUGAUCAGAGACCAGUGGCAGCAUGUGGAGCUCUCAGACAGCACCUCCCACACCAUCACAGACGCUUACGUGGGGAAGGAGUACAUCAUCCAGGUGGCUGCUAAGGACAUGGAGAUCGGCACAUGGAGCGACUGGAGCGUGGCUGUGCAUGCAACACCCUGGACAGAGGAACCCAAACCUAUCACUUCCACCACGGAGGUAGACUUGCCCAUAGAGACCACUCCAUCUGCUGCCCCACCAUCACCUAGACCCAGAGUGGGUGUCGCUACAGGAGGUUGCAGUGCCCUCCUCUGCUCAUCCCAUAUCCUCCUGGCGUGUGUCCUGCUGUCCAUGAUGUGAUGCUUAUAAUUCAUUCCUGUGGAAAGUCUUCUAGUUCUAUUUUGCACAUCUAAAUGGAUUUCGUGCAUUGAUAAUUUAAUUCAAGUUUUUUUUCUCUCACAAAAAGAAAAAAAUAGUAAGAUUAAUAAAUGAUGACAUUAAGAAUGGAAGGGGAAAAAGAACUGAAAUGCAUCAUGGGCAGCGUGGCUGAAGGUGGAGUGAGCGCAGACACGGUACUCUGAACCCCAGGGAAGCUAAACAUAUGGGGUCACAUGAGUCAACAGGCUUCUGUCUCACAGCAGCACAACAAUGAAAAUGAAAAACAAACAGAGCAUCCUUCCUUCUUUCCCCUUUGACUUUUUUUUUUAACAAAUCAGAGCCUUUUUUGAUGUUUUGCACACACUGGAGACAGUGGUACAAGCUCAACCUUUGUGUGUCAUGAAAUUCAGCAGCAUACAGCUAACUGGUCAUGCCAAAGACGUGGAGAUUUCUCUUUCCCACGAUCCUUAGCUUCCCCAAGCCUGUGUCUCUGAGAGGGACUGGAAGCUGCGGCGCUCAAUCUCCAUCCAGCAAACUGGAGCUUCAUAGACUGAGGACUAACAAACUUAGAAUGAAGGUCAUCAUUUUGAUUAAUUUUCUCUUUACAGCAUUUAGCUUUCUUUCUUUCUUUCUUUCUUUUUUCUUUCUUUUUAAAAUUUUUCUUUAUUGUAAUUGGCCCUUGAUAAUGAGAGGCUGAAAGACAGACGCUUACACACACACACACACACACACACACACACACACACACACACACACACACACACACACACACACACAAUAAAAACAGUGU
Molecule: messenger RNA, 2106 nt
Organism: Tachysurus vachellii
Lineage: Eukaryota; Metazoa; Chordata; Actinopteri; Siluriformes; Bagridae
Gene: cntfr
Product: ciliary neurotrophic factor receptor
Exons: 9
Coding region: 219-1298 (359 amino acids)
Biological process (GO): cytokine-mediated signaling pathway
Cellular component (GO): signaling receptor complex; external side of plasma membrane; membrane
Molecular function (GO): cytokine receptor activity; cytokine binding
Source: RefSeq, a predicted model, not a curated record